Molecule: messenger RNA, 2189 nt
Organism: Mastomys coucha (southern multimammate mouse)
Lineage: Eukaryota; Metazoa; Chordata; Mammalia; Rodentia; Muridae
Gene: Hepacam2
Product: HEPACAM family member 2
Exons: 10
Coding region: 364-1527 (387 amino acids)
Source: RefSeq, a predicted model, not a curated record
GGCCACUGAACUAAACAAACUCUGAGGCGACUGUAGAUAGCCCACUUUGACCAGACGCCCUCUAGGAGUGCGACAGAAAGCACACUUGAGCUAGAGGGGAGAGGAAAGAGACUGAGAAAAAGACCUCCAUAAAGAGCACUUGGACAGGUGACCUAAGACGGCAUUUCUCCGUGGUUCUGGGUGUGCCCUGAGGAAAGUGGGAGGCAGGACUAAGCAGGUUCUUCUCUGGGACUGAAGGUAACCGUGCCGUCACACACUGUCCAUGGCAUCAGGGGACAGGCCCUCUACCUCCCAGUGCACUAUGGCUUCCACACUCCAGCGUCUGACAUCCAGAUCAUAUGGCUGUUUGAAAGAUCCCACACUAUGCCCAAAUACUUGCUAGGCUCGGUAAAUAAGUCUGUGGUUCCGGACUUGGAAUACCAGCACAAGUUCACCAUGAUGCCACCCAAUGCAUCUCUGCUCAUCAACCCACUACAGUUCACUGAUGAGGGCAAUUACAUUGUGAAGGUCAACAUCCAGGGAAAUGGAACUCUAUCCGCAAGCCAGAAGAUACAAGUCACUGUUGAUGAUCCUGUCAUGAAGCCAAUGGUUAAGUCCCAUCCCGCUUCUGGGGCUGUGGAGUAUGUGGGCAACAUUACCUUGACCUGCCAGGUAGAAGGAGGUACCAGGCUGGUUUACCAGUGGCAAAAAAAUGGGAAGCCCGUUUGCAUCAGCUCCAGUCACUCCUUUUCUCCUCAAAACAACACUCUUUGGAUUGUUCCAGCAACAAAGGAGGACAUUGGAAACUACACCUGCCUUGUGUCAAACCCUGUCAGUGAGAUGGAAAGUGAUAUCAUUAUGCCCAUCAUAUAUUAUGGACCUUACGGACUUCAGGUUAAUUCUGAUAAAGGGCUGAAAGUGGGAGAAGUAUUCACUGUCGACCUGGGAGAAGCCGUCCUCUUUGACUGUUCUGCUGACUCUUAUCCCCCCAACACCUACUCCUGGAUCCAAAGAUCUGACAAUACUACACACAUCAUCAAGCAUGGGCCUCGUUUAGAAGUUGCAUCUGAGAAAGUGGACCAGAAGACAGCUGACUACGUGUGCUGUGCUUACAACAACAUCACUGGAAGACGCGAUGAAACUCGAUUCACUGUCAUCAUCACUUCUGUAGGGCUGGAGAAGCUUGCGCAAAGGGGAAAAUCACUGUCCCCAUUAGCCAGUAUAACUGGAAUAUCACUGUUUUUGAUUAUAUCCAUGUUUCUUCUUUUUCUGUGGAAAAAAUAUCAACCUUACAAAGCUAUAAGACAGAAGCUAGAAGGCAGACCAGAGUCAGAAUACAGAAAAGCUCAAACAUUUUCAGGCCAUGAAGAUGCUCUGGGCGACUUUGGGAUCUAUGAGUUUGUGGCUUUUCCGGAUGCGGCUGGUGUUCCCAGGAUGUCGAGUAGGUCUGCCCCUCUCUCUGAUGGUGUAACAGGGCAAGAUUUUCACGGAACAAUUUAUGAAGUCAUUCAGCAUAUCCCUGCACAACAGCAAGACAAUGCAGAGUGAGACUCCAUGGGCAACAUAGUAUAUUGGAGUGAAAUCACAAAGAAACAUUUUGAAAGGAAACAUCUGGAAUUUGUGAAAAAUAAAAUUCCAGCAACCCUCAGCUAUGUCUAAAUGCAGAGUAGAGGCACCUGUGCAGACUGAAUGCCGGUUUUCUGACAUGCACAAUGGGCUGUGUGCCAGAGGAACACCGUGGGAGUAUUCCGCUGUGGAGAGUUUAUCACCCAGACUGGGAGGAAGAAGAGAACGGAGCUCCUCAGUUACUUGCUACAGAAAGUUUUAAGCGUUCCAACUGGGGCUUGCCCACGCUCCUCCGCUCUGAUCAGCGCAGCACUGCCCCUGGCACCCUGUGCCACUGACAAACUCGGAGGCUUCACCUUGGUAGAUGUUCGCGAUAAGCUUUGUUUUAUUAAGUGCUCAUUACUGUUAGGGAAAUAAAACAACUUUUUUUUUUUGUGGUCCCAAAUUGAUUUCUUGUUAUUUGUGUGACAAAAAGUUAAGGAUGCUUAACACAAAAGUGAGACUGUACCUUCUCCUUGGCUCUCAGUGAACUUUGGUAUCAACAGUGUAUUUGGAAAGACUGGCAAAAUGUGUAAGGAAAUGCUCAUUUCCAUUUUUGUUCAAAGAAAAAGAAAUUGAAAUAAAGUAUUCUGUUUGCUUUUUUA